This is a messenger RNA of Eublepharis macularius, 6822 nucleotides long. RefSeq names its product cut like homeobox 1 (gene CUX1). The transcript is spliced from 24 exons. The record is from RefSeq and is a predicted model, not a curated record. Gene Ontology annotation, molecular function: DNA-binding transcription factor activity, RNA polymerase II-specific; DNA binding. NCBI's taxonomy places the organism in Eukaryota, Metazoa, Chordata, Lepidosauria, Squamata, Eublepharidae. Gene Ontology annotation, cellular component: Golgi membrane. Bases 81 to 4709 code for a protein of 1542 amino acids. Gene Ontology annotation, biological process: regulation of DNA-templated transcription; intra-Golgi vesicle-mediated transport.
CUCUCUCUCUCGUGCACUCUCCAGCCAGCCCCUCUCGCUCGCUCGAUCCGCCGCUCACUUCUGUCUCAAUAUGUCUCAAGAUGGCGGCCAAUGUGGGAUCGAUGUUUCAAUAUUGGAAGCGCUUUGAUUUACAGCAGCUGCAGAGGGAGCUUGAUGCCACGGCGACAGUAUUGGCAAACCGACAAGAUGAAAGUGAACAAUCAAGAAAGAAGCUCAUUGAACAAAGCCGUGAGUUCAAGAAAAACACUCCAGAGGACCUGCGGAAACAGGUAGCUCCAUUACUGAAAAGUUUCCAGGGAGAGAUUGAUGCAUUGGGUAAAAGAAGCAAAGAAGCAGAGGCAGCGUUCCUGAAUGUCUACAAGAGAUUAAUUGAUGUUCCAGAUCCUGUUCCAGCUCUAGAUCUGGGGCAGCAGCUCCAGCUGAAAGUCCAGCGCAUGCAUGAUAUUGAGACGGAGAACCAGAAACUUAGGGAAACCCUUGAGGAAUACAACAAAGAAUUUGCAGAAGUGAAAAAUCAAGAGGUGACCAUAAAAGCACUUAAAGAGAAAAUCCGGGAAUAUGAGCAGACCUUGAAGAACCAAGCCGAGAACAUCGCUCUUGAAAAGGAACAGAAGUUGCAAAAUGACUUUGCAGAGAAAGAAAGAAUGUUGCAAGAGACGCAGAUGUCGACAGUCUCAAAGCUGGAGGAGGCCGAACACAAAGUGCAAACUCUUCAAACAGCCUUGGAGAAGACGCGGACGGAAUUGUUUGACCUGAAGACAAAAUAUGAUGAGGAAACAACUGCAAAGGCUGACGAAAUUGAGAUGAUCAUGACGGACCUUGAAAGAGCAAAUCAGAGGGCAGAGGUGGCUCAGAGAGAGGCUGAAUCCUUGCGGGAGCAGCUCUCCUCUGCAAACAAAUCGCUCCAGCUGGCUACCCAGAUCCAGAAGGCGCCGGAUGUGGAGCAAGCCAUUGAGGUGCUGACUCGGUCCAGCUUGGAGGUAGAACUGGCCGCGAAAGAACGUGAAAUCACUCAGCUCGUCGAAGACGUUCAGAGGCUCCAAGGUAGCCUCACCAAGCUCCGGGAAAACUCCACCAGCCAGAUAUCCCAGCUGGAGCAGCAGCUGACUGCAAAGAACAGCACACUCAAACAACUGGAAGAAAAACUGAAGGGGCAAGCUGAUUAUGACGAGGUGAAGAAAGAAUUAAACAUCUUGAAGUCCAUGGAGUUUGCACCGUCUGAUGGCUCCAGCGCCCAGGAUGCUGCGUCCAAACCACUGGAGGUCCUACUUCUGGAGAAAAACCGUCUGCUGCAGUCUGAGAAUGCCACCCUGCGGAUCACAAACAGUGACUUGAGUGGGUCAGCCAGGAGAAAAGGGAAAGACCAGCCUGAGAAUCAGCGUCCUGCAACUUUGCCAGCCUCCCCUCCUUCUCAGUUGCCCCGCAACGCAGGGGAGCAGGCUUCCAAUACUAAUGGUACUCACCAGUUCUCACCAACGGGUUUAAGUCAAGACUUUUUCAGCUCGUCUUUGGCAAGCUCCGGCUUACCCCUGGCUUCUACAGGAAAAUUUGCACUAAACUCUCUUCUCCAGCGCCAGCUUAUGCAGUCCUUCUACUCCAAGGCAAUGCAAGAAGCAGGAAGCACAAGCAUGAUUUUUUCAGCAGGUCCCUACAGCACAAACUCCAUAUCUUCCCAAAGUCCUUUGCAACAAAGCCCGGACGUCAACGGCAUGGCCCCAUCGCCCAGCCAAUCGGAAAGCACCGGCAGUGCCUCCGAAGGCGAGGAAAUCGACACGGCUGAAAUCGCACGUCAGGUCAAAGAGCAGUUGAUCAAGCACAAUAUUGGACAGCGGAUAUUUGGACAUUACGUUUUGGGGCUCUCUCAAGGGUCCGUGAGCGAGAUCCUGGCUCGGCCAAAACCGUGGAAUAAGUUGACGGUGCGAGGCAAGGAGCCGUUUCAUAAGAUGAAGCAGUUCCUUUCGGAUGAGCAGAACAUCUUGGCGUUGCGCAGCAUCCAGGGCAGGCAAAGAGAGAAUCCAGGCCAGAACCUGAACAGGCUAUUUCAGGAAGUACCGAAACGAAGAAAUGGGUCGGAAGGUAACAUCACCACGAGAAUCCGAACCACGGAGGCAGGCUCCGAUGACGCGAUCAAAUCCAUCUUAGAGCAAGCAAAAAGGGAGCUGCAGGUACAGAAAACAGUUGAGCCUGCUCAGCCCCCUUCUGCCUCCAGCAGUGGCAGUUCUGACGAUGCCAUUCGCUCCAUCCUGCAGCAAGCCCGGCGUGAAAUGGAAGCACAGCAGGCUGCCCUCGAGCCUGCCUUAAAAGCAACCCCCCUGUCCCAAACAGAGAUCUCCAUUUUGUCCCCGAAACUGAUCUCCGCAGCAGCAAUUUCGUCAGUCUCCAGUUAUUCUCCCCUGGCCAUGUCCCUGAAGAAGCAUUCGUCGUCGGUGGAUUCCAGUGUCUCCUCCCUGCAGAACGCCUCUGGACUGAAGAAGGAGGCCCAAGAGGCCCCCAUUCUCGAUCUCCAUGGGAUCUCCGAUUCAACGCAAGGAGUGCUGAGACACGUCAAAAAUGAACUGGGGCGUAGCGGGGUAUGGAAGGACCACUGGUGGAACACUGUGCAGCCUGAGAGGAGAAACGCAGUUCCUCCCGAAGACCCCAAAGUGGAGGAAGCCCCAAGCGGGAAAGAGAAGACCAGUAACCAGUCUCGGUCGGAUCGUGGCCAGCAACUCCAAGGGCCCUCCUCUUCGGACUACUGGAAGGAGUGGCCAAAUGCUGAGUCUCCCUAUUCUCAGAGCUCUGAACUGAGUGUGACGGGGGCCAGUCGCAGCGAGACACCUCAAAACAGCCCCCUCCCUUCCUCCCCCAUCGUCCCUUUGUCAAAGCCAUCUAAACCGUCUGUUCCGCCACUGACCCCCGAGCAGUAUGAGAUUUAUAUGUACCAGGAAGUGGAUACGAUAGAGCUAACCCGUCAGGUCAAAGAGAAGCUAGCAAAGAACGGCAUCUGCCAAAGGAUAUUUGGGGAAAAGGUGCUGGGUCUCUCCCAGGGGAGCGUCAGCGACAUGCUGUCCCGGCCAAAGCCAUGGAGCAAGUUGACACAAAAAGGCCGUGAGCCGUUUAUCCGCAUGCAGCUCUGGCUGAACGGUGAGCUGGGCCAGGGAGUCCUGCCGACCCAAGGGCAGCCUCAAGGCCAAGUCGUUCAUUCUGCGUCGUCGCUGCAAGAUUCCCUUCAGCAGGGAUGUGCAAGCUCAGAAAGCACCCCAAAGACCUCCGCCAGUUGCAGUCCUGCUCCGGAGUCCCCUAUGAGCUCCAGUGAAUCCGUGAAAAGCCUGACGGAGCUGGUCCAGCAACCCUGCCCCGCCAUCGAGACGAAUAAAGAUGGCAAGCUGCAAGAGUCGAGUGAGCCGUCAGCUUCCGAUUCCCAGUCCAUCACUCCAUUGCCCCUUUCUGGCCAUUCAUCACUCAGCAUUCAGGAACUGGUCGCCAUGUCACCAGAACUGGACACUUACGGCAUCACCAAGAGGGUCAAAGAGGUGCUCACGGACAACAAUCUCGGUCAACGUCUGUUUGGGGAGACAAUCCUGGGGCUAACGCAAGGCUCGGUCUCAGACCUGCUGGCUCGCCCCAAGCCCUGGCACAAGCUGAGCUUGAAGGGCCGGGAGCCCUUUGUCCGCAUGCAGCUGUGGCUGAACGAUCCCAACAACGUGGAGAAGCUAAUGGACAUGAAACGCAUGGAGAAGAAAGCGUACAUGAAACGACGGCACAGCUCAGUUAGCGACAGCCAGCCUUCCGAGUCUUCUUCGGCUGGGAUAGAUUACAGCCAGGGGGCCAGCCCUCAGCCGCAGCAUCAGCUGAAGAAACCCCGCGUGGUGUUGGCCCCGGAAGAGAAGGAAGCUCUGAAGCGAGCCUAUCAGCAAAAGCCAUACCCAUCUCCAAAAACCAUUGAGGAGCUCGCCACCCAGCUCAACCUGAAGACCAGCACCGUCAUUAAUUGGUUCCACAAUUACAGAUCUCGCAUUCGCCGAGAGCUAUUCAUCGAAGAGAUCCAAGCUGGAGGACAGAACCAGGCUGGGACAAGCGACUCUCCUUCUGCUCGGAGCAGCAGGGCAGUCCACAGCUCCGAAGGGGACAGUUGCGACGGUGUGGACGCAGAAGGCCCACCCGAAGCCAAGCCAAGAAGCCUGGAAACCGACGAUUACAGCAAUGCAACCACGAAGUCUCAGGGAGGGCGAGCAGCGUCAGCUUUCGAAGCAGGGGAAGAGGCACUGCAAGACGCCGGAUCUUCAGAGAAAACGGAGACAUUCCAUUUGGAAAUGGAGAGCCUGGAAGAUACGGAUGACGAGGGCAGGCCGAAAGCGCCACGUCGGAGUUCUCCAGUGGGCUCUCAGCAUUCCGGAGAAACUCCGGAGACAACGCCAAACUCUGCUCCGGAAGAGGAUGCCUCUACCUCAGCUGCCUCCACCUCGGUCCUUCCGGGGGAGAGCUCCUGCAAGUCGAAGGAGGAAGGUAUGGAGAAAAUCCCCAUUGUGCCAAGUACCAGUUCCACGCCAGCCGCCGGCACUCAGAAAGCCAACUCUCUUGAGAGUUUGUUCGGCUUUCCCGAGGCGGCGUGCUCCAGAAACACACGGGACAACACCCUGAGGAAAAAGAAGGCAGCAAAUUUGAACAACAUAAUCCACCGCUUGGAGAAGGCCGCGAGUCGAGAGGAGCCGUCCGAGUGGGAGUUUUGAGAUUACGCUCACCCAACUCUUGAGAGCUGGGGAAGUUGAAAACUUGGACCUCUGCUGGUUUUAAUUGUGUCCCGCACUUACCGCCCUGCAGGCCACGGGGCAAAAAAAAAAACGCCAUAGGCCAAGGUGCAUAUAUCGAACGAAAGGAGCGUUUCAGCCCAGUUUAUGUUUUUUUUGUGUGUGUUUUCGAGGAAGAAAACUGAAUUGUGUAGUCAAGCUCUUUUGUACCCCGAAGUGUUUUUCUUAAUUGCCCUAAAGUGAUUUCCACCAUUUCUGGGGGAAAAAAACUCAUACAGCUUUUGCCUUUUGCCCUCCGCUUUGGUGUGGGCUUUAAAACAAACAGAAAAAAAAUUGUACAAUACAAGAAAAAAAUCAAACCCACAUAUUUAAAAGGGGGCUUUUUAUCCGCCAUCUAAUGGCUAAACAGAGUGAUAAUACACUAUUAUCUUCUUGAACCAGGAAAAAAAAGUUGGAAGGGGAGAUUGCGGGGGGGGGAGGUUUUUUUGUAGCGGUUCAGUUGCCACUAAGAGAUUGCACAGUCAACCAGACUCUAAACACACUAGUUUGAAUUCCUAAAUAUUUUCAAGAAAAGAAUAUUGUUUGAAACUUGGGAUUUAAAAAAAAAAACACAUUUACUCCACAUAUUUUUUAAACAAAACAAAAAAAGUCACAUCAGGAAAAAUAUCUUAAUUUGUGGUAGCUGACUUCAGUGUGUUUUUUCUUGUAAAGUGGAAUAGAAAAUUGACCUUGUAGUGCACAUUGUUUCAUAGCUUUAACCGAUUCUGGCCUCUUUACAGGCUGGGAUUUGUUUAAUACACUCCAUUUUAGGCCAAAUCAGGACAGGAAAAAAAAAAGAAGAAAAAAUAAUUCUGAAAUCUAGGUAUUUUAUAAUCUGCUUUUUAACCUCUAACCACAGAGCACGCAGAUCAGACCUCAUUUGUAGGAGGUUUGGGAGACAACUUGGAACGGGGACGUACUUGGUCACUUUCGGUUUGAGUUGUUCAGAGACGGCCUUGCAAAUGGGUUCAUGCAAGUUACUAGUCCACAGGACAUUUUUUCCAGACCAUAUGUAUUUAUGUUAGUCAUUGGUGCCCUAUGGGGCUGGGGGCAGAACACCAGCUUUUGAAGGGGGGAAAUGGAAUUUGAGAGGCUUUUUAUAAACCUACGUUAUACAUAAUUUGUUUUCAAUCGUUGAUGAAAAAAGAGAUUGAGUGGAGGUGUACCUUGGAAGUGAGAAGCAUUUACAAUGGUUUACAUCUUGAUAGGAGCUCAUCUCAUCAACUGCCAUGCACUUCCCUUAUUGGCAUGUCUUAACAGAUCUUGCCUGCCACCAGGAUAAGAAUGAGGCCUCUUUCAGCCAAUACUUUUCCACCACUUAAUUACUAAAUCAUGGACGCUGGUCCCACAGCAAGCACUGAUUUCUGGGAAUGGUGGCAGGGGCAGAGUACACGGCACUUGAUUGUCACGGGUGAAACCACAGAACUCCAAAAGGAUAUGUUGGCAUCCCCUCCAAAGCCAUCACGCCCCCUCCCAAUCACCACCUCUUCCAAAGGCUGAUCACAGUACUGGUCCAGAUUCCAAUGUGUCUCCAAUGCCUCCUGUUGUCUACGUGUGUAUAUGCGUGAGCAUAGAGGCGCAUGGAAGGACGAGUGCACGUGCGUGUGUGUGUGUUUGUGUGUGUGUGCAAUUUUAUACGUCUGUAUUUUCUUACGUACUUGUGCACGCAUAGAGUGCAUUUACUGCCACCUGUUUUCAAUAAGCUGUUUUAUCAGUUAUGGCUUCUACAAGUUUUUGCUGACUUAGAUUCCUUUUAUUGCCAUAUCUUUAAAAACUAACAAUAGAUGAUUUCGGUAUAUAUAUAUUUUUUUUGCUUAUUUAUAGGUGCUGUAUUUUAUUAUCUGAUUGUUAGGAAGGGAUGGAAAGGGGCAAAUAUUCUUUAGAGGGAUAGACUGCCGGCAGUAUUUGGGUAUAAUUUACAAGAUGUAGUUGUCAGACUGUAUAUUGUUGAUGGGCAAUUUUUUUUCUGUUUUCUUUUUGUUUGUUUGUUUUGGGCCGUAUUGUGUAUCAUGGAAAAACUUUGUCUUAGGUCAACAUCUUCUGAUGACACUUUAAU